AUGGGUAACCUCGAUAUUGAGACGAGCUCGGCGGUUGCUGACCGCACGUCGGUGGAUAACAUCGAUAAAUCGCAAAUCGGAGUCGGCCGAACUGAACUGAGCCACGCGCUACCACCUCACCAUGAUUAUGAAGGCGGCCAUCGGUGGGAUCCCGCGGCUACUUGGACCCCCGAGGAAGAGAAGAGAGCCGUCCGAAAGACCGAUCUCAAGCUUUUGAGUUGGCUAUGUCUUAUGUUCUUUGGUCUGCAACUGGAUAGAGGAAACAUCAGCAAUGCUCUCGCAGACGACCUUCUUACUGACCUUGGCCUAACAAGCGACGACUACAAUAAUGGUACUACGAUCCAAGUGUUGUGUUUCUUGCUCGCUGAGUUUCCUGUUCAAUUCCUCACCAAGAGAUAUGGGUUCAAAAAUAUCCUGCCCACUCUCAUGGUCUGCUGGGGUCUUGUAUCGACCUUUCAGGCCUUUAUGACUGGACGUGCAGCUUUCUAUGUUACCCGCGCUCUGAUCGGUACUUUCGAGGGUGGUUUCAUUCCUGGUGUUGUCCUCAUGGCAACUUACUUCUACACCUCCAAGGAGUUGUCUAUUCGACUGGCUGCUUUCUGGUCUACACUCAACAUCGCCCGUGUUAUUUCGGCACUUCUCGCCGCCGGACUGCUCGAAAUGCGAGGCAUUGGCGGCCACCCUGGAUGGUUCUGGCUUCUACUUCUUGAGGGUCUUCUCACUGUUGUCAUCGGUCUCAUUUCCAUGAUCUAUCUUCCGACUUCUCCAACUGGCACCAAGUCUGUGAUCUGGCGCAAGUCGUGGUACACCGAGCGAGAAGAAGUUAUCAUGAUCAACCGUAUUCUUCGAGAUGAUCCCGCCAAGGGUCUUACGGCAUUGAAGGAGCCAUUGACAUGGCAAGACGUCAAGAAUGCAUGGACCGACCCUUCUCUCUGGGGACUCUACUUCAUCGGUCUUAUUGCAUACAUUCCAGCAUCGCCUGUUCAAGCAUACUUGACUUUGACAUUGAAGAGAGUUGGAAAGUUCAGCACUUUGGCCAGCAACCUGCUUACUGCGCCCUCUGCAGCUCUUCAGAUCUUCACCAUGCUUGCGCUUGCUUACAGUUCAGAGUAUUUUAACGAACGAGCAUUCCACUGUCUUUUCGGAGAGAUUUGGUCUCUUCCGUUGCUUACAGCGCUCUUGACUCUUCCCGAUGAAGGCCGCGAGUGGGGCCGAUUCUCCAUCAUCACCCUCAUUUCGGGAUACCCUUACUUCCACCCUCUGGUAUCUUCUUGGAUCUCUGAAAACUCAUUCGAUGUGAAGAAGCGAGCUGUUGCUUCUAGUACAUACAACGUCAUUGUUCAAAUGGGAAGCGUUACCUCGAGUCAAAUCUACCGAAAGUGGGAUGGACCUUACUACAAGAACGGAAACAAGGUGUUGAUCUCGAUUCUUUGUCUCGCUGUUGUUGUUUUCAUUGCUCAGAGACAAUGGCUUGUGUAUCUCAACAAGAAGAAGACCGAGGUCUGGGAGCAGAUGACUCCGGAGCAACAGGCCGAGUACCAGACGGAUAAGGAGCAGCGAGAGAUUGACGGAAACAAACGACUUGAUUUCCGAUUUGCUUAUUAA
This is a messenger RNA of Fusarium venenatum, 1605 nucleotides long. Its product is annotated as major facilitator superfamily domain-containing protein. NCBI's taxonomy places the organism in Eukaryota, Fungi, Ascomycota, Sordariomycetes, Hypocreales, Nectriaceae. The record is from RefSeq and is a predicted model, not a curated record. Gene Ontology annotation, biological process: transmembrane transport. Gene Ontology annotation, cellular component: membrane. Gene Ontology annotation, molecular function: transmembrane transporter activity.